AUGAGAAUCCUUUUCUACAGAAGAAAGAGUACAAAUAGCAAGCUGCAGAUGGGCACUUCCAGAAAAUCCCAGGAGAAGCCGCUCAUUCUUUCUCAGACCAAAGUUCAUCAUUAUCAGUCUCUCGUCCCCCCCCUCCUCCCCCGGCUGAUCUUAGACUGUUCCAGUCCGUUCGUUUGCACUUCCGAGUCCGAUUUCCCUGAAACUAGCUCGGUCAUGAGAGCCGCCAUUCUCUUCUUGGCUGUGGCCUUAAGCCUCGUGGGUAGCGGCGCUUAUGCGUCGAGGAACCGCACGCUGGAUGCCUUGGUAGCCGAGUCCAGCGCCAACAUCAUGGCGAUCCUCGAGGCGAGGUUGGCCGAUGCCUCGGCGACGUGCACAUCCCAGAACGUGGUCAUCCGCAAGGAAUGGCAAGUGACCCUUCUACCACGGGCCAGAGACAGAUUGGACGCUGACGGCAACGCAAAAUUGAAUGGCUGGUCUGCCAUCUCGUCUGCCGAGAAGCUGAGCUACAUUGCGGCCAUCAAGUGCAUGCAGAACAGCAGUGCCAUCACCCCCGUGUCCGCCGUCCCAGGAGUCCGCAGCCGCUUCGAUGACUUCGCUGCCCUGCACAUCAACCAGACCACGACCAUCCACUGGACCUCCGUCUUCUACGCCUGGCACAGGCAGUACACCUGGCUGUACGAGAAGGCCCUGCGCGAGGAGUGCGGCUACACCGGGUACCAGCCCUACUGGGACUGGUCGUCAACGAGCACGCACGCCGCCCACCCGCUCUUCGAUGGCAGCGAGACGUCCAUCUCGGGCAACGGCAAAGCCGUCGCCCACAGCAGCUACGUGCUGAUCCCCACGCCGACCGUCAUCAACUCCACCGCGACGUCCGGCACGGGCGGCGGCUGCCUGACCUCCGGGCCCUUCGCCAACUUCACCAUCAACCUCGGGCCCUUCGGCGCCCCCGUCCAGGACGGCUUCGCCUACAACCCGCGCUGUCUCACGCGCGACUUCCGCGAUGGCGUCCUGCCGGCCAGCCUUUCCUACGACAACGUCACGCUGGCCCUGUCGCAGGACGACCUGCAGUCCUUCACGAACCAGAUCGAGGCCGGCACCGCUCUGCAUAACAACGGGCAUACGACGACGGGAGGCGUACAGGAUGACCUGUGGGGCAGCGCCCAGGAUCCCGUGUUCCAUUUCCAUCAUGCGCAGGUGGAUCGCGUGUGGACCAUCUGGCAGGGCUUGAACCAGACUGUCCGGACGCUGGAGAUCGCUGAUACCAUGACCAUUAAAGAUUGUAGGUUGCAUUGCCCCCCGACUCUCGCUUAG
Molecule: messenger RNA, 1311 nt
Organism: Drepanopeziza brunnea f. sp. 'multigermtubi' MB_m1
Lineage: Eukaryota; Fungi; Ascomycota; Leotiomycetes; Helotiales; Drepanopezizaceae
Source: RefSeq, a predicted model, not a curated record